CUAUUCAUUGAAGCAGAGCAAGAGGGAAAACUGAAGAACACUGACAGACCAAACAAAAAUGGUGGGUUCAAUGAUUUCCACUCCGAUCUCCGUCGGACCUUGGAAUUCGGCUUUAGCAGCUUGUAUCCGACCCGACCCGGGUGUCCCAUUUCGCUGCAGAACCAUCGCCGUCUCCAACUCCUCAUCUCCCUUAUCCACAACAGCAUUCUUCCAUCUGCAGCAUUCCGCGGCUCGCCCGAUCAACAAUCUCAGACUCAGUCCCAGACAUUCCCAUUAUCUGAAAGCUUCUUCAUCUGCAGCUGGAACUACAGAAUACUUGGAAGAACCUGCAACCAAUGUGAAAUUCCCGAAGUCCUUGAAAGUGCCAGGUUGCACAUCAAGCUCGCUAUCCUUGCUCGGAACUGGAUACAGAGAGAAGGUUUUUGCAAUCAUUGGGGUCAAAGUCUAUGCUGCGGGACUGUAUGUUGAUCAAUCUAUCUUUACUAUAUUGACUGCUUGGAAAGAUCUGUCAGCUGCUGAGAUCGAAGCGAAUUCAUCAUUGUUCAGCUCCAUUUUCCUUGCUCCCUCGGAGAAAGCACUGAGGAUUGUUCUAGUAAGAGAUGUUGACGGAAAAACAUUCUGGGACGCAUUGGAUGAAGCUAUUUCACCCAGGAUCAAAGCACCCACCGAAGCUGAUGAGCCUGCUCUAGCCAAGCUCCGAGCCACGUUUGAGAACCGGCCUCUUAGCAAAGGAACUGUCUUGUUCUUGACAUGGUCGGGUCCCUCUAAAAUGCAUGUUUGCGUGGAUGGCGACACAUCUUCUGGUGCAGAUGCAACGAUAGAAUCGACGAAUGUGGCUGCAGCCCUUUUCGAUGUGUUCUUCGGAGACUCUCCUGUUUCUCCCUCCCUGAAAAUGUCUGUUGCUACCGGGCUGGCAGUGGGUCACAAGUGAACAACACAUCAUGCAACCAUUUUUGGCUAGUUUCCAGUUUAGUGUUACUUGUAGAGCAAGUGAGCAAAAAAUUUAUGUUAUGUAG
Molecule: messenger RNA, 1016 nt
Organism: Linum trigynum
Lineage: Eukaryota; Viridiplantae; Streptophyta; Magnoliopsida; Malpighiales; Linaceae
Source: the annotation of a GenBank genome assembly